Messenger RNA from Salvelinus namaycush (lake trout), 3873 nucleotides. Its product is annotated as ALK tyrosine kinase receptor-like. Gene Ontology annotation, cellular component: signaling receptor complex; membrane. Gene Ontology annotation, biological process: multicellular organism development; regulation of cell population proliferation; cell surface receptor protein tyrosine kinase signaling pathway. NCBI's taxonomy places the organism in Eukaryota, Metazoa, Chordata, Actinopteri, Salmoniformes, Salmonidae. Gene Ontology annotation, molecular function: transmembrane receptor protein tyrosine kinase activity; ATP binding. The transcript has 21 exons. The record is from RefSeq and is a predicted model, not a curated record. The coding region runs from base 1 to 3873 and encodes 1290 amino acids.
AUGACAGAUGUCAUGAAGGAAGAAUUGAAGAAAUCCCCCUUUGUAACCAUCAUGGUUGACGAGACGAUAGACAUCAGCAAUGUAGCCCAAAUGUCUUAUGUGUUGCGUUACACUACCGAUGGUGGUGUGAAAGAAAGGUUUUUCAAAUUUGAGGAUAUAACUGAGGAUAAACUGGCAGAAGCGGUUGCUGCCCGAAUUAUCAGCUUUUUAGAGAUGUGUGAAUGCAAGGCCAAAGUUGUGGCACAGUGUUAUGAUUGGGACCCAGUCAUGGCCUCUGGUAUAAACGGAGUACAAGCCAAGGCUCAACUGAUUGAACUCUUUGAAUACAUAGUGGACCAUCACGAUGACUUUGAUGAAGACACCGUUCACAGCGCAGAUGGAUACAUGAUGCACCUGACAAGCUUUGAGUUCUGCUUCCUGCUAUCCGCGUUCUACUCCAUAUUUGCAUACUCCGACGUGCUGUUUGGGAUAUUGCAGAACAGGGAGUUUGACAUACAGUUCUGCUUGUCCAGGGUGGACGACUUCUGCAACACCACAGAGAGGGAAAAGGAAAAUUCGAUUCCAUCCAAUGGCGAAUUUCCUCCAACAGUAACUGGCAACACUAAACUGCCAAUGAAACCAACCAAUCAGAACAUCAAAACAACCACCCCGUCCAAUGGAAACUCAAGAACCUUGUCAGAACAUCCAACUCUGACUGCCUACACCAAAUGGGCCUUUCACACUUGUGGGGCAGUGGGUUCAGAGGGGCCCACCCCAACCCAGUGUAGCAGCUCAUAUCGGAACAGCAACAUCAACGUUACCGUGGCAACCAGAAGCCCAUUCAAAGGCAUCCAAAUCUGGAGGGUGCCGGAGACUGGCAGUUACAGGAUCACAGCUUGUGGGGCGGCUGGAGGUCGCAGUGUAUUGACCAUGGCCAAGUCACAUGGUGUCCAACUCACAGCAGACUUCCUGCUUCAGGAGGGCGAGUUGCUUCACAUCCUGGUGGGCCAAAAAGGAGAGGAUGCCUGCCCCAAUACCAACGAGAUCCUAAACAAGAUCUGUGUGGAGCAGAUGCCAUUGGAAAACAAGACGCAGGUCAAAGGGGGCGGGGGCGGAGGAGGCGGAGGCGGAGCCACCUAUGUGUUCAAGGUGCAGAGGGGUGUCCACAUCCCCCUGAUCAUUGCAGGUGGGGGUGGGGGACGUGGGUACAGCAGCCAAUCGGACAGCCAGGAUGAGCUGAUGGACAACCCCAAUGUACCAGGGCGCAACGGGAAGUCUGGAGCGGCAGGUGGAGGCGGAGGUUGGAAUGACAGUAACCCUGGGUCUCAGGGUGGGAGACCCCUCAUACUCGGAGGCCAGGGGGGGCAGCCCUGCAUUAAGUUCAGCUGGGAGACCCGAGGAGGUUUCGGGGGAGGGGGAGGUGCCUGUACAACCGGUGGUGGAGGAGGGGGCUAUAGAGGUGGCAACACCUCUGAAGCUAAUGACCCAAAGCAGGAUGGAGGUGACGGCUCCUCUUUCAUCAGCAAAGAGGGAAAGACCUUCCUGGACCCUCUGAAAGGUAUGGAAAGUGAUGGAGAGGUGAUCAUCGGCCCCGUGCUAAACUGUAGCCACUGUGAGACGGGUGACUGUCACAAGAACGAGGAGGGGACCAUGUGUUACUGUGACGUGGACUUUGUACUGGCCCGCGACGGAGUGUCUUGUAUCAACUCAUCAACAGAGGUGUCUACCCUGCCUCCCCAGCCCUCCCUGUCCCAGUUGGCCCUGGUUCUGUCUGUGGGGACUUCAGCCCUCAUUGCUGCCCUGCUGUUGGCUGUGUCUGGAGUCAUGAUCAUGUACAGGCGUAAGCAUACAGAGCUACAGUCCAUUCAGCUGGAGCUCCAGAGCCCGGACUGUAAACUGAGCAAGCUGAGGGCUUCAACCAUCAUGACCGACUACAACCCCAACUACUGCUUCGCUGGGAAGUCCGCCUCUGUCAACGACCUGAAGGAGGUGCCCCGACGCAACAUCUCCCUCACCAGGGGUCUAGGACAUGGUGCCUUCGGUGAGGUGUAUGAAGGGAUGGCAGCGGGGAUACCUGGAGAGCCCAGUCCCAUGCAAGUAGCAGUCAAGACACUCCCUGAGGUGUGCUCUGAGCAGGAUGAGCUUGACUUUGUCAUGGAGGCUCUCAUUAUCAGUAAAUUCAGCCACCUGAACAUAGUGCGGUGUAUAGGGGUGAGUCUACAGGACCUACCACGCUUCAUCCUAUUGGAAUUGAUGGCUGGAGGAGACCUCAAGAGUUUCCUGAGAGAGACGCGGCCCAGACUGGAGCACCCUUCUAGUCUAUCCAUGGAGGACCUGCUCAACGUGGCCAGAGACAUAGCACAGGGAUGCCAAUACCUGGAGGAGAACCAGUUUAUACACCGGGACAUUGCGGCCCGGAACUGCCUGCUGACCACCAAAGGACCGGGGAGAGUGGCCAAGAUCGGAGACUUUGGCAUGGCCAGGGACAUUUAUAGGGCCAGCUACUACAGAAAGGGUGGGCGCGCCAUGCUGCCUGUGAAGUGGAUGCCUCCGGAAGCCUUCAUGGAGGGGAUCUUCACAUCCAAAACGGACACGUGGUCCUUUGGGGUGCUGCUAUGGGAGAUCUUCUCUUUGGGCUAUAUGCCCUAUCCCAGUCGCAGUAACCAGGAAGUGUUGGAGUUUGUCACCAGCGGGGGAAGGAUGGACCCUCCCAAAAACUGCCCAGGGCCUGUGUACCGGAUAAUGACACAGAGUUGGCAGCAUCAACCGGAAGACAGGCCCAACUUCUCCACCAUUUUGGAAAGGAUUGACUACUGCUUACAGGACCCCGAUGUGGUGACUGUUCCCUUGCCUGUGGAAUAUGGCCCCCUCCCUGAAGAGGAGGAGCGGGUACCCAUGCGCCCUGAGGACCCCACGGCCUCCCCCCUGCUGGUGUCCACUCUGACGCCUGACGAUGCGGGCCCCGCACCGUCAGCUCCCAAGCCCACCGAGGCCACUGAGGCUCAACAACCCCAGCCCCACCCCCAGACAUUCACCAUGACCACAGCCACCUCCAAGGUGCCUCCCCCCAUCUCCACCCAGCAACCUAACCCAGACGGUGGCCACGUCAAUCUGGCCUUCACCCAGGGCCACCCUGGGGAUAAGGAGGGUCGCAAUGGGAAACCUACCAACCUGUGGAACCCCACUUACGGCUCCUGGUUCCUCCAGCUGCAGCAGCAGAAGAAGCAGCAGCAUCAGCAACAACCGCAGCAACAACAACAACAGCUGCAGCAAAAGCAGGAAAGAGCGGGCAGUGGAGGUGGGGGAGUAGGAGGUGGGAGGGUGCCGGGCGAGGGGCAGGAGCACAAGGGACGGACUGUGGGCGAGGCGGUGGGGGCCCUGAGUCUCCAGCACCAGCAGCAGUUCCAGCCACCAUACCCCUUCCAUCCACAGCAGCAACAGCAGAUGCAGCUCUUACAUCACCAGCAGCAGCAACAGCAGGGGUUCUGCAGGCCGCUUUUGCCACCUCCGCCACCACCCCAGGCUACCUCCUUGGGUACCACUGACCCUACCCCUUCCCCGCUCCUGUUAGAUUCGGCCGCCCUACCCCCGGUCCCCCUAUUUAGACUUCGCAGAUUCCCCUGCGGGAACAUCGGCUAUGGCUACCAGGAGCAAGGGUUACCCCUAGAGGCAGCCCAUCACCACCAGAAUCCUGUCUCUGUCUACCCCCCUCCUCCACCGCCCCCUCCCCCGCCACCCGUGGCCCCCCAGAGAGGAGUGGCGGGGACCCAGCUGUCGCUGAGCCACUCGACGAUGGCCAAAUCCGAGGACAGCCUCCCUCUGCUGGUCACCAUGGGGACGGUGCAGGACCCGAGUCUGCCCCGGAUGGAGGGCCACAAUGCCACAGUGCUGUAG